Messenger RNA from Paramacrobiotus metropolitanus, 3347 nucleotides. Its product is annotated as ribosome biogenesis protein bop1-A-like. Lineage: Eukaryota; Metazoa; Tardigrada; Eutardigrada; Parachela; Macrobiotidae. Gene Ontology annotation, cellular component: PeBoW complex; preribosome, large subunit precursor. Gene Ontology annotation, molecular function: ribonucleoprotein complex binding; protein binding. The transcript is spliced from 10 exons. Gene Ontology annotation, biological process: ribosome biogenesis; maturation of LSU-rRNA from tricistronic rRNA transcript (SSU-rRNA, 5.8S rRNA, LSU-rRNA). The record is from RefSeq and is a predicted model, not a curated record. The coding region runs from base 468 to 2810 and encodes 780 amino acids.
CUUAUUAUUCGGCAGCUUCGCUCUGAAAUGGGCGAAAGCUCCGAAAAUGCUGCAGCUUGAAACUAAUUCAAAACAUCUCGAACUGUAAUCCAGCAAAUUUUUUCUGGAGCCACAUCGGAAGAAUUAUAAGUAAAUCCCAAUUUCUGAUUUAGAGCCGCACAGACAUUCGCUUUGUAUUAAAAGAUAGUCGCCGCUGACUGUCGUUUUCCGAUUGGUGAUUGCGCAAGACACUUCCGGUCCGGUGCGUCUACGAGUAGUGCUUUCCUUUUACAAAGUACCUGGCGGUCUGAUGUUUUAUUGUUGUUUCACUUGUUUAGUUGUUUGUAAUUUGUUACUGUCAGUUUGACCGUUCCCGAUGUGUAUCCUUAAUUCAGUUAAUUAACGCUGUUUUCGGCCUUGUGAUUUGUGGGAUUCUUUGGAAUUGAUAAAGAGAGGUUCUCUCAGGUCGGCUCUGAAAUCUGAGAACUAUGCCACCGACAGGUGAAAGCGCUAGCAAACGCAAAUGGACUGAUGGGAAUGUUGAUAUGAAUGAGGGACCAAAUCUGAAGGCUAACGAGCUGACGGACUUGUUUGUGGAUGCUCCGUUGUCGGACUGCAGUGAUUCUGAUCGUGAAGAGUCUGAAGACGAAUCUGACGUACCCACAGCUCACUCUGGCCAUGAUGCCAAUGAAUCCUCCGACGUUUCUGACGAUAGCAGCGAAUACUCUGAUCUGUCCGAAGCAGAGAGUUCAGAUACGGAUGACGACUCUCCUACUUUAUACAGUCUCGCUGAACCUAAAGAAAACCCUGGGGAUACGGCUUCCUUACCCGGUCGACCCAGUACGAACGAGAUUGGCGCCGUGAAUGUGGAAGCGUCGUCACUGGAAAGCUCUACCGCGAACUGGAGAAGCCACUCGGAUCCGGCCGAAUAUGAUGUGGACUCCAGCGAUGAAGAGGAUAUUCGGAAUACUGUGGGAAAUGUUCCGUUUCAGUGGUACGAAAAUUACCCGCAUCUUGGCUACGACUGGGAAGGUAAAAAGAUACUCAAGCCGGCGACGGGAGAUGAGUUGGAAAAGUUUUUGAAGAGAAUGGACGAUCCGGAGUUUUGGCGAACUGUCAAAGACAAAACAACGGGACAAGAUGUAGUGCUAACUGAUGAAGAUUUGGAUAUCAUUCAAAAAAUACAGGGCGCUAAGGCGCCUGUAGUGGGCGAUCCUUAUGAGCCGUUUGAGGAUAUUUUUUCGCAUGAAACCAUGACCACAUCGUUGAGUUCAAGGCCUCCAUCGAAAAGAUCUUUUCUGCCUUCACUGCUAGAAAAAGAAAAAAUUAGUAAACUUGUUCAUGCAAUUAAAAUGGGUUGGAUUACCCCUGGAGCCCCGAAGUCGCAAUUAACGGAAGACGAAAAAGAGGAGACGUAUUACGCGUUAUGGGAGAAAGAAGAAGAGGAUGCUUUGAGUAAAAGCCAGAGAAUUCGAUCGCACAACCAUGUUCCAGCGCCGAAACUUUCUUUACCCGGGCAUGCUGAAUCGUACAACCCGCCCCCAGAGUACAUGUUGACCGACGAAGAAAAGCAGAAAUGGAGAAGCGAAGAUCCGGAGGAUCGCAAGCUGGAUUUCGUCCCACGACAGUACAAUGCAAUGCGAUUGAUACCGGGCUGGGGUCGUUUCAUUAAAGAGCGAUUCGAGCGUUGUUUGGACUUGUAUCUAUGUCCACGGCAGCGCAAGAUGAAAGUUAACGUGAACCCCGAAGACCUAAUUCCUGUUUUACCGAAACCGAAAGAUCUUCAGCCUUUUCCAUCGCGAGAAGCGAUCGUUUACAAAGGGCAUACGGGAGUCGUACGUUGUUUGUCUGUCCACAGCCAUGGUCAGUUCUUGGCUUCCGGUUCUGACGAUGGUACCGUGAAGAUCUGGGAAAUUUCCACUGGCCGAUGCUUUCGGACGUACCGUCUAAAAGGUCGGAUUGCGGCUCUUAGUUGGUGUCCGAAACCUGAUGUCUGCCUGUUAGCUGCCAGUGUAGAUAAAGUGAUUCAUUUUCUUACACCGGACGUUGGUGACAAAUUAGUAUCGUCCAACACUGACCGAUUGCUGGCAGAGCUUGGGAAUCCGGACCCUAACGGGGAAUUUGCUACGUUUACUAGAGCAGGCGAUCAGGAUAAAAGCGAUGGACUACGGUUGACGUUAUCUCUCACAAAGGAGGUGGUUGAUGUAACAUGGCACCCUAAGGGUGACUAUCUGGCAACGGUUGUGUCUGACGGUGCGUCAGGACAGGUCGUAAUGCAUCAGUUAUCCAAACUGCGCUCACAAAUGCCUUUCAAGAAGAUUUCAAUGGUCCAAAGAGUGCUUUUCCACCCUAACAAGCCUUUCCUGUUUGUGUGCACCCAGCGUUCGGUUCGUAUCUACGACUUGUCAAAACAACAGUUGAAGAAGGUUUUGCAACCUUCUUGCCAGUACAUUUCCUGUGCAGCCAUACACCCGCAAGGGGAUAACGUUUUGGUGGGCAGUUAUGAUAACCGUUUAUGCUGGUUUGAUCUGGACGCCAGCGUGAAACCGUACCAAACACUGCGGCAUCAUAAUAAGGCUGUGCGACAAGUUAAAUUCCACAAAGUCUAUCCUUUAUUUGCUUCAUGUUCUGAUGAUGGAUCCGUCAUUAUUUCCCAUGGAAUGGUCUACAACGAUCUGAACCAGUUUCCGUUAAUUGUGCCGGUUAAAAUGCUGAAAGCCAAAUCCGGAAAAAAUGAAAGUGGCUUGGGAAUUGUGGAUGUGGAAUUUCACCCUACACAACCCUGGGUGUUUUCGGCAGGAUCAGAUAACUUAAUUAAACUGUUUGUUUAGUUUUUUAAUAAAUAAUUUAUACGAGUUGCCAGUUGCUGUAGCCUGUAAUCGACAAAAAUUUUAAGCAAUAAACUUUUCCAAAACGGUAAACGGAGACAUCCUGCGAACAGUGUUCCUUGAGGCUAACCCAUCAACAGAAACCCAACAAAACAAGGGAAUCAAAGCUUUCGUUCAAACUCAUGCUAAAUAAACGUCUAGUCGUCUACUGCGUUCCACACUGCACUGCUCCCGGUCUACCGUGUCCUUCCUCCUCAUCGUCUUCCAUAUACGCGUACCCAUGACUUCUGGAUCCCGCACCCUGAGCAUGCUGUUCCUGAUACUCAACAAGAACCGCUUCCUCAGCAUCGUCUGGAACGAUAACCUCUGUUCUUGGAGGAAGACACUUCUCUAACGCCGCAAUCAUCUUUGGAGUCAUCUUUUUGGCAUCGGGAAAGUCAACCAAAAAAUUAACGAUCAGACGUCCCUUUUCAAAUGGAUUUCUGUAGAUCGGCAUCCCUUCAUUUGCGAUGUACUUCACAUCGCCGUAUUUUAUCACAU